AUGACUUCAAUAAUUUCAAUAAUGGAAAAAAAUUAUUUUUAUAUUUUAUCAGUAAACUAUAUAAUAUCAACUCAAUGUCUAGUAUCAUCUUCACCAUCAUCAUUACCGACACUGUCAUUUUCAUAUAAUUAUAGACGUUCAACAACUUAUUGGGUAUUUUGGUAUUAUGGUGAUAGUGGUGAUAGACAAUGUGGAAAUUAUUGCAUAAUAGUAUUUUCAAUAGUAGCGUUUUUAUUAUUAUGUAUAAUAUUAUGUGGAUGCCUAAAAUGUUAUUUCAUAAGACAACGUUAUAAAGAAGAUGAAAAGUAUACUGGUGAUUCAAGCAUUGAAAACGCAUUAGCUGCAGUUUGGCCUGAUCAAGCUCCUUACGGCGAUGAAACCGUAGGCGAUGAACCAAAUUUUUUUCAUAAUCUUAGACGUCGAAGCCCAUUCCAGGCUGUAAGAUAUGCUAAUAAAUUUUCAAAAGAUCAUCCACCAUUUGAAGCUUUACCACCCCCUGAACAUAUGAAUUACCUUAAAGAUACUGGUAUAAACGCAUGGAAAUUUUCUGACGAUAAUUUAAUAAGAGCAAACAUUAUCACUCAUCUAUUAAGUAGUGAUAAUCAACAUCAAGACUUAUCAUUGGCACCUCCACCUUACGAAUUACCUUCAACUUCUGCUCUUGGCAAACCUGGCAAAUGGUUUUAUUAUUACGAAGUUACAAUACGUUCUAAUCCUAAUAAAAAAGAUACAACAAUUGCAAUUGGUUUGGCAACAAAACCUUAUCCUAAUUAUAGAUUGCCUGGUUGGAGCAUUCAUUCAGUAGGUUAUCAUUCAAAUAAUGGAAAUAAAUUUCAUAAUGAGUCAUUUGCUGGCAGAGAAUACGGUGAAAAAUGGGGCGACGAAGGCGACACGAUAGGAUGUGGAUAUUAUCCUAAUACUGGUUAUGUGUUUUUUACAAAAAAUGGCAAAUUUCAAGAAAUUGCAUUUACUGGAUUAUUUCAUAUCUGGUUUCCAACAAUUGGUACAGAUGGCGAAUGCACUAUGGAAAUAAAUUUCGGAGACAAUAAUGGAAAAGAAUUUGUGUAUCAAGAAGCCAUUGGUAUGAGUGUAUGUGGACCUAUUAAUAAUGAAAUAAUAUCAAAUGAAAAUGAAUUACAUAUUA
Molecule: messenger RNA, 1144 nt
Organism: Entrophospora sp. SA101
Lineage: Eukaryota; Fungi; Glomeromycota; Glomeromycetes; Entrophosporales; Entrophosporaceae
Source: the annotation of a GenBank genome assembly